CGGCCAGCAAAAGCUUCAGCAAGCAAGCAGCGACCUCAAAGUCUGCUGUGUCUGACUGGGUCCCGGCAAUGGGUGACGCAGGACCAGAGACUCAGUCACUACCAUCUCGAAUUGCCACCCUAGUCCACUCGCAUUUCGAUGGUCUGCCGAAGCGCAGCAAGCCCGUUAUUCGCGACGAUGGCACAGUCGAAUGGGUUCCCAUGACGGGCAUUGUUAUUGUCAAGGAACUGGCGCAAAAUGCCUCUCUGCGAGCCGAAUCCCGCAUUGCAAAGGACUAGUACUGCAUGAUUGCCACGCCGAAAUCCUCGCCAUGCGUGCUUUCAACUUCUGGCUUAUGUCUGAAUGCCACAGUGUACUGGCUCAGGAGGCCCAAUCAGUAGAAUAUACAAACAGACAUACAAAUGACUCUGCCUCACCAUAUAUCCAGCGCCGUCAAGCAGAUAUCUCAAACGCAAAUAUCAAAAGAGGACCCGAGCCUCCGUUCGAGAUUCAGCCCGACGUGCGAAUCUACAUGUACUGCACCUGUGCCCCUUGCGGCGAUGCAAGCAUGGAGCUCUGCAUAGCAGCACAAGACGACCCAACCCCAUGGGCUAUCCCAGCCCCAGAGACAGAACCCGACAAUACCCCCAGCGAUACCAACAAUGAAUCAACCAGAGCCACACCUCUCCUCUCCGGUCGCGGCGACUUCUCGAAACUAGGAAUCGUCCGCCGCAAGCCAGCCCGCGCGGACGCAGAGUCAACGAAGAGCAAAUCGUGCUCGGAUAAGAUUACGCUGCGCCAGGUAUCGUCUUUAUUGAACUACGAGACGAGUCUGCUUGUUGCGCCGACAGAGAAUGCGUAUAUUGCUGCCCUUGUUCUACCUGAGGAGGAGAUCACGCGCGUCGGGUGUGCGAGGUGUUUUGGGGAGGAUGGAAGGAUGAAGGGGCUUAAGGGGAGGGCGUGGCCCAUUGGGAAUGGCAAUGGGGCUGAGAUAGAAACUGGGACCGGGGAUGAGGCUGUAGUGGGUCCUGAGUCCCGGUACCGCUACGAGUUCCGUCCAUUCCAAGUCCUAUCCAUCCCAACCGACCAGCUCAAAUCGCAAUGGCCGUUCCGCAAGCCCAGAGCAAGCGAUCCCAUAUCGGAGAUUGAAUCAGACGACCAGUCCCAACCGGAUCCCGCGGCGACAAUGAAAAAGGCCAAACCAAGCAAUCUCUCAUCGAUAUGGGUCCGCGCCCCCACGGUACCGAUACCCGCGGAUGCCGAGGGCGCUCCGCGGACAGUGAUUGGGGAUACAGGCUCCAAAUCCUUGCCUUCCCUGCGCGGGUCCAAGACAGGCUUGUUUGAGAACAUCAUCAACGGCGUGAGGCAGGGCAAUAAGCUCUCUGCGCCGGGUUUACGAGGUGCGUCUGCGCUCUCGAGGGCGAAAUCCUGGAGUUAUUGUGAAGUGGUUCUGGGAUCGAUCUUCCCACCAUCUACGGAGAGUGCAGGCCCAGUUGAUGGAGACGCGGACGGCGGAAGGGUCAAUGCAGGAACAGGCCCGCCUGUGUUACAAACAUCAACAUAUCGCGAGUUUAAGGAGGCAGACCUGACGGAGACAAUCCGAGCGCGAAGAAGCGCUAUACAAAGUGCCAGAGAAGUUCUAGCGGGAUGGGUACCGAAUUCCGGUGAUGAAGCUUGGGGUUUAGAUGUGCUCGUCGAUACGAAGAAACGCAAGCGGUAAUUAGAAUAAUCGUUCCGCGUAUAAUUUAACGACUAUAAUGUCUAUGUUCCAGCAAUUAUGCCCAAUCAAGCUAGAACUUGAAACCGUACAUAACUUUCCAUACAGGACUAAUCACACCAUAGCCCGAGACCCAUUGCAGCGUGCAAUUGAUGUAAAUGAUUAAACAUUUAGGGAGUCAACCUCCUUGGCGGAUUGCAGCUACCUCACCAACGGCGCGUGCAGCGAAUUAAUAGAUUCCAGGGACAAUGCGGCUGCGGACCAAGGAAGUGUAUCGGUCCCAAUCCUUGCCGUACUUCCUCUUGCAUUUCUCCUCAUCACGUCGCUCACGGUGGAGGAGGAGAACACCAAAGUAGAUCAGGAAGUAGUAGGUGAAGAUGAUAGCGUACCCACGCGACUCCGGGGUCUGCACAGCCUGCCUCUCAAGCUCGCCGGUGGACGCAUUGAUCGACUCGAUAAUGACGAAGCCGGAUAUUCCAGUGGGGAGCGAGUACGACCACGACAUGAGCCAGUCGCCGAGGUAGUUGAUGUGGCGGGCCAUUCCCCACCAACCCGAGAUCAUCAGCUUGGAGCCCUGGGAAGUCUCAAUGUACUUGAUGUGGCUGAUCCGGGGGUCGUUGGGGUCCUUGCGGAAGCGGUUCUUUUGGUUGUUGGCGCCGCGGAAAAUCAUGUAGCCUACGGCUGUCGGGGCCAGGGCGACGGCGAUGCCCUUCAGUCCGAGCUCGUAGGGGAACAUGGCGAGGUACCGGGUCUGGAAGUUGUAGAUGAAAGGGACCCAGGCCAUGUCUCCGAAGGAAAGCAUGUAUCCGAAGCCGUCCAUGAUCACGUCCAUUGUCGUCAAGAGAGCCGGCUCCAUGUAGAGACCGUCGAGGACGUAGAAAGCCUGUAGUGCGGUUGAGAGGACAAUAGAGUCGGUGACGUAUCCGUAGGUUCUGUACUGGCGUGCAAUGUUGGACAAGUUCAAAAUAAUCCAUCCUAGCAAACCAGGCCGCAUCUCGCACCAGGUCUUAAUAUCAAUUGUUCGCGACGGCUCGUCGAUGAAUGGGAUUGGCAACUUUACUCGCGGGUUCAGCUCGCGCCCGAUGAAGAAGUCAUAGAGCACGUUGCCUGAAUGUCCGCCCGGUGCCAAUUGGCGAAGCUCGGGGUUGGGCUGACCUGGCGCAGGGACGGAGAAGCUCCCCACGUAGACAAAAAUGGCGAUUGACCAGCAUACUAUCAGGUUCGCGGUGAUAACCUGUGGAUAGUUGUCCCAAAUGAAUGUCCAAACAACGAAAUCGGCUCCAUGCACGUAGGUCCCCACAGCCAAGCCAGAGAGAAUGAUCAUGGCAGUCGGGAAAGC
Molecule: messenger RNA, 3035 nt
Organism: Aspergillus calidoustus
Lineage: Eukaryota; Fungi; Ascomycota; Eurotiomycetes; Eurotiales; Aspergillaceae
Source: the annotation of a GenBank genome assembly